Molecule: messenger RNA, 5189 nt
Organism: Eleginops maclovinus (Patagonian blennie)
Lineage: Eukaryota; Metazoa; Chordata; Actinopteri; Perciformes; Eleginopidae
Gene: adam10a
Product: ADAM metallopeptidase domain 10a
Exons: 16
Coding region: 166-2439 (757 amino acids)
Biological process (GO): Notch signaling pathway; membrane protein ectodomain proteolysis
Cellular component (GO): synaptic membrane; plasma membrane
Molecular function (GO): metalloendopeptidase activity involved in amyloid precursor protein catabolic process
Source: RefSeq, a predicted model, not a curated record
GUCUGUCGGUCUGUGACGUCGGGCUGCGGUAGACAUACAGAGCUGUGUUGUGAUGGAAGCUAGCUAACUAGGAAGGGCGACUAUACCUUUAAGGGAAAGAAGCGUAACAAGACAAAUUUGCUGGUUUCGUUGGGACGCUUAGCUGGUUGACCGGGGGAUUUCGAUAUGAUAUUUUUAAAUCUUAUGCUCAUGCUUUGCUGCCUACAAGAUAUUAGAGGUCAGUUUGAGAAACCCUUGAAUAAAUAUAUUCGCCACUAUGAGGGAUUAUCCUAUGACAUUGAAGCCCUGCACAAUAGUCACCAGAGAGCCAAGAGGGCCCUCUCUCCUCAAGACAAGACCGUGCAGCUCGACUUCCAUGCACAUGGAAGACAAUUUAACUUGCGGAUGAGGAGAGACACAACUGUAUUUUCCCCAGAUCUAAUCAUUGAUGUAUCUGGAGAGGAGACACCCAUUGAUACAUCACAUAUUUACAGUGGAGAAAUCUUUGGUGAAAAGGGAACCCUGACUCAUGGCUCUGUAGUUGACGGCCGCUUUGAAGGCUUCAUUAAGUCCCAUCAAGGAACUUACUACAUUGAACCCUCGGAGAGGUACCUGAAGGACCAGAAUGGGCCCUUCCACUCCAUCAUCUAUCAUGAGGAUGACGUCAAUUAUCCUCAUAAGUAUGGCUCAGAGGGCGGCUGCGCUGACCACUCAGUGUACGAGAGGAUGUUGAAAUACCAAGCAACUGGAGUAGAGGAGCCAGGAGAAGAGGUGAGCAGGGUAUCGGAGGAAGAGGGAUCCCAUGGUCCUGUUAUUCUGAGAAAGAAGAGGGCAACUGCAAAGGAGAAAAACACUUGCCAGCUCUUCAUCCAGACUGACCACCUCUUCUUCAAAUUCUACGGCACAAGAGAGGCUGUCAUUGCCCAGAUCUCUAGCCAUGUAAAGGCUAUUGACUCCAUUUACCAGGCCACAGACUUCCUGGGCAUCCGAAACAUCGCCUUCAUGGUUAAAAGGAUCAGGAUUAAUACUACCGACGAUGAAAAAGACCGAACCAACCCUUUCCGCUUUGCUAACAUUGGAGUGGAGAAGUUUCUGGAGCUUAACUCUGAGCAGAACCACGAUGACUACUGCCUGGCCUAUGUUUUCUCCGACAGGGACUUUGACGAUGGGGUUCUUGGCUUGGCCUGGGUCGGAGCUCCUUCAGGAAGUUCUGGUGGCAUCUGUGAGAAAAGCAAGCUGUACUCUGACGGGAAGAGGAAGUCUCUGAACACUGGUAUAAUCACCGUGCAGAACUACGCCUCCCACGUCCCUCCCAAAGUGUCGCACAUUACCUUCGCUCAUGAGGUCGGGCACAACUUUGGCUCUCCUCAUGACUCUGGGCUUGAAUGCACCCCUGGAGAGUCGAAGUUGCAGGAUAAAAAGGAGCAGGGCAACUACAUCAUGUACGCCAGAGCCACAUCAGGGGACAAGCUCAACAACAACAAGUUCUCUAUCUGCAGCAUCCGCAACAUAAGCGCUGUUCUGACGAAGAAGAGAGAUUCCUGUUUUGUUGAGUCUGGCCAGCCUAUCUGUGGUAACGGACUAGUGGAAGAAGGAGAAGAGUGCGACUGCGGCUACAGCGAUCAGUGUAGUGACUCCUGCUGCUACAACGCCAAUGAAGGGGAGGGCAAAAGAUGCAAACUCCAACCUGGCAAAACCUGCAGUCCCAGCCAAGGCCCAUGUUGCACACCAGAGUGCACUUUUAAGGGCUCAAAUGCCAAGUGCAGACUGGAGUCCGAGUGCGCCGAACAGGGAACAUGCAACGGAGCUACUCCUCUGUGUCCUUCAUCCGAACCAAAGGCAAACUUCACCUCCUGCCAUUCCGAAACACAAGUCUGCCUCAAUGGGGUGUGCUCUGGAUCCAUUUGUGAGAAGUAUGGUCUGGAGGUCUGCACCUGUGCCAGCGAAGACAGCAAGGAUGAGGCCGCUGAGCUGUGCCACGUGUGCUGCAUGGAGAAGAUGAAGCCCACCACCUGCAGCAGCACAGGCUCAGAAAAAUGGGCCCAGUUCUUCAACAAGAAGAUCACCACGCUGCAGCCCGGCUCCCCCUGCAAUGACUUUAGGGGCUACUGUGAUGUGUUCAUGAGGUGUCGUCUGGUGGACGCUGACGGACCUCUGGCAAGGCUGAAGAAAGCCAUUUUCAAUGCAGAACUCUAUGAAAAUAUUGCAGAGUGGAUAGUGGCUCACUGGUGGGCGGUGCUCUUGAUGGGCGUUGCUUUGAUUAUGCUAAUGGCCGGCUUCAUCAAGAUCUGCAGCGUCCACACCCCCAGCAGCAACCCCAAACUGCCCCCUCCAAAGCCACUGCCAGGUACACUGAAGCGGAGAAGGCAGCAGCAAGCACAACAACAGUCUCAGGCUCAGGGCCAGCGCCACCACCGCCAGCCCAGAGAGAACUAUCAGAUGGGCCAGAUGAGACGCUGAGAUGCUGAGACUCGGCUCUACUCUUUGUCUUGGGUCUUCCUAGUGCCUACAGUAGGAGCACUUCACUCCAAAGAGUUUCCUUAACAACCUAUUCAAAGAUCUUGCAAAUGGAUCGAUUUCACUGAACAAAGCCCAAAGGUUUUUUUGGGCCUAACAAACACCUCUGCUCUAAGAGCCAGAAUAGCAGUGGUUCACACAGCUUUUAUAAUCAAUAAAUAACUUUUCCAAGGAAAAACAGGAGCAGAAAUUCACUGAUCUUUGUUAUGUGGUCUUAAUCUUUGAAUGUGAUUUUGUUUUCUAUCAGAAUGAAGGAGAGUGAAGCCGCUUGUGUCGCCUUCCUCUGUCCUUGAUGUGUGCUCCCUUUUCUCUUUUCCUGUUCUUCCACUCUGAAGUGCUGCCAUCAUCAGCACGAUGGCAGGACUGCAAGUCACAUAGGUAUUUACUGCCAUCAAAAACAGCAAUGACACAUUUAACAUUUUACAAUCUUUUGCCAAUGUUAAGAGAUUGUUUGAAAAGCUCAACGCACCAUCCCUUUCUUUCUUUCUUUUUUUCUCAAGCAUACAUCUACUUUCAGUGUGCAAUCGUUCAGAUGUGGCAGUAGGUUUUUUUUGUGUUUCAAAUGACAUUUUCUUUAUAAUGAAGAUUAUUUACUGUUUUAGUUCACUUUCUCAGGAUUAAUAAAACAAUAGCAAACAAGUGUAUUUAGUGAAGAAGAUGGCUGCAUGCAUAUUUCAGGGUAUAGUCCCUCCUGGCUGAAAGCUGUAUAUAAGGGUCCACGCUAGCUGCCACGGGAUUUAGAGAGGUUGUGUGAAAAUAAAGUAAAAAAAGGAGCUUAACAAGAUUACUCUGUAAUCUGUUAUCCGGUGAAGGGGAGAUUGAUUAUUUGGGUAUGUAUAUUCUUGUCAUAUGGUUUUGCAGCUGCGUUUACAUAGAGCUAUAGUCUGGGGAGGACAUAUAUGGUGAGAGAAUAGCUUUUAUCAUCCUGAUUAUAACACUUUUUCUUCUGUCAUAGCUGUUUUUCCUCCGCUUGUUUUGGCUCUGAUUCGUCACACAGUUGUAAAAAGUCCAACUUUUGCUGCUGUGGGAAUAGUUAGAGCAAAAUAGAAAAUGUGUUCAUAGGGAACGCUUGGAACAAAGAGAUCUGCUUUUACAGAAAAAAAGUGUCCCAUAAUGAUUGUCCUACCCACCCUUUCACUUGUUUGUACACCUCUUUAAUUGCACACACUGGCAGUUGUUUCUAGAAAUGACAAACUAUGUUAAAACCACUCAACAGCAGUUGAAUCCUCUUAAUGAGAAAUGUUUCUGGUUUAAAUGUGAUAUAGCUUUUAUUGAUUUUACUUGCAGUUCAGAUUAUUUGUAUAUGUGGAGGAUUUGAAUACAUUGAGGAAUCUUAGAGCUUCUAAUUAUAUUGUUUCUCUCUUACUACAGAGCGAUCAAUCGUUGUCAACUCUUCUGUCUUUUACUUUCCUACUGUUUUUGCUUUCCUCGAGGAAUUUUGUUACCCUUGUCACACCCUCUUGGUUUGUGUAAUUACAUUUAAAAUGUGCCUAUUCGAGGCAGUGUGACUGAAGUUAGCGAAGUGUCAGUGAUUUUUAUCGAGGCUUAAACCAUGCAUCAUCUGGCAGUUUGUCCAAGCACUGUUAUCAACCUGGACUGCUGAAGUGGAAAAACGAUCUGUACUGGAAAUGUUUUUGGGCUUGGCAAUGUAUGGUAAUCAUAGGAGGAAAUGUUAGGGAUGAUUGUUAUAUAUCGUCAUGAAAACCAAAUGUUACAAACACACAUUUUCAUGUAAUAAUCCACAUUUAUUUGAGAGAUUUUAAUACAUGUAUAAUACUCUAUGAUUUGGCUUUAGUUGAGUUUUCAGAGGUCUCCAACAGAUACAACUUAAUUUCACUGAUGUAUGAAUGAGAGUGGGGUCGAGUUAUUGGCAUGAGAAAUAUAUAGAUGUAUGUAUACUUUCUUAAGAUUAUGUUAGGAGAGAUAAACUUGGUGAAGCAAAGACAGAUGUUUUUUUUUCUUAUCGUUGCGAAAGAGUUGUAUGGAGCACAGCUGCAGCUCAGCAUUGUUUUCUGUGCAGGGAGAAAGGAUGUUGUGUUAAUGUUCAGAUAGAUUCUAUGCAGAGUAACAAGUUAGCCUCUUCACAGAUAAAUGCCUUCAAUGUUUUAUCCCAAAUGGGUACAUUAAAUAAUAAUGGUUUUGCUUUCAUAAGAAUAUUCAAUCUUCACUAUGUCUAUGUGCUGUAUUCUAGACUACAAUGAAACCCUGUGUUGCUCCAUUUAUUGAUUUAAUUUUCUUUCUGGUGCUACUGGCAGUGCUUUUUCUUGGGUCAGGUCUUAAGGUGUAUUUUUCUUUAUCUUUGGCACAUUUUAAAGCAUGUUCUUCUUGUGCGUGUGUGUGAUCUGCUUUGCAAAAUCAUCCUUGUCUUUUGUUGUUAACAUUGAAAGAUGUGGACAAUGCUGGGUGUUAGUGGAAAUCAUCUGGAAGUUGUUCAGUCUUGUAUGUGUUCUGAAUUAAAGCAAAUGUGCACUAAAGUGUAAGUGAUGCAAACAGAGAAUCCAAAAGGGUUUAGAUCCAGUACUUCUGUCAGAUUUAAUGUCUCCUGUGUUUUAUACAGUGUGUUCAACUGUCUUUUUUUUCAUUUACGUUUUUUGUUCUUUUUCUCAUUUUGCUUACUUUGAAAAGUUAUUGUGCAAAAAUAUAAUUUCUUUUGAACUACUUGAAAUGCAUUAAUAAACCAGAGUUGAUCAACA